This is a messenger RNA of Magnusiomyces paraingens, 4836 nucleotides long. RefSeq lists its product as uncharacterized. The record is from RefSeq and is a predicted model, not a curated record. Gene Ontology annotation, molecular function: ferric-chelate reductase activity. The transcript is spliced from 5 exons. Gene Ontology annotation, biological process: intracellular iron ion homeostasis; iron ion transport; DNA-templated transcription. Lineage: Eukaryota; Fungi; Ascomycota; Dipodascomycetes; Dipodascales; Dipodascaceae. Bases 1 to 4836 code for a protein of 1611 amino acids. Gene Ontology annotation, cellular component: plasma membrane.
AUGUCUAAAGCAACAAGUAACUCGGAGGAUAAGUCUGAUUCCUUGUUAGUACCACCUUCGAUUAGUUUAAGACGAUCUUCUAGAACGACUAAAGGAAAACAUUCACGUUUUGAGCGUGAAGAGGAACUUUUGAAUGCUGCUGAACAAUCUACCCCAGACAAACGCCACAAUACUGAGCCCAAGAUAUCAAAAGAAAUUUCUAGGUCAAACACUGGACUAAGUAAGGAAGAAGAAGAACAAAACAUAGAUUAUGACACAAUAGAUAAAGAAAGUAAAAGUGGAGCGGGGCAAGCUGAUGCAAAUCACGAAACAAGCAAUUCCUCCAAAAAGAAAAAGUCGAAUUCUAAUAAAGGAAGCGGGCGCGUGCGAACAAGCAGAGCCAAAGGUAAUGUCUCUCAAGUUUCUAAAGAAAUUGAGGAACAAGACGGGGAAGAUAAAGAAAACAAUGGUAGUGAUGGUAUUGUUUCAUGUAUUUGUGGAGCCUCUGAGGAUGAUGGUGAACUUAUGGCUGAAUGUGAAAAGUGUUUAAAAUGGCAGCACAGUUCCUGCAUGUUAGAGAUUGAUGAUGCUGAAAAACUUCCGGAUCAUUACUUUUGUCAUGAUUGCAGACCCGAUUUGUAUCCAAAUAUCGAGAUACUAACAAAAAAUGCAAUCGAUAAUGCAAAAAAACCUCAGCGUCGACGUCGCAAAAGUAGCACCAAGAAGACUGUUGCAGCAGUUAACAAAUCUUCGCAAUCACCACCUCUUCAUUCGCCUACAGAUUCUUCUCAGCAACACAUUUCUAGUAAAUCCGGAAAAUUAACUACUGGAACGGCACCUGUCAAACCCGAAUUAAAACCAACCCGAGUUUCAGCUAGAUUAUCAACAAAAAAACGAAGGUUAGAAACUGAAGUGGAGGUAGAAAAGGAGAACCUGUCUUCACAAAUUGAAAGCAAAUUGAAAACAUCAGAAAUGUCGUUAGACUUGGAAACCUCAAAGAUAAAUGAGCCAGAUGCAACCCAUCUUCUAAAUUCUAGAGAAUCAAAUGAAGAUCAGCAGGAUUCAGAGCAAUCCAUAGAUAGCUUUGAUGACAAAAAUUCUAAAAGACCAAACAAAAAACACCGUGCUAAUGGGCAUGAUCACCCUUCUGGUACGGACACUUUAAGAAAUUCAGCCCGGAAGACUGCUGUUGAAGCUCUUCGAAAUAUCCUUUGUAAAUCAACGAUUCCCAAAACAGUUGAAAAAACAACUUUUGAAAUAAAAUUACCUGAAACGAUAGAAACCUUAGCAGAAAGUUUAAGCGUAGCUCUUGAAGAAGCAUUAUAUCAAGAAUUUGCUGAUAAAGAUGAUACUAGUUCCGAUGUUGGCCACAGAUACCGUUCAAAUUUUAGGAUUAUCACUUCAAUACUUAAAGAUGAUGCGAAUAGCGACCUCCAUAGACGGCUGGUGACAAACGAAGUUAAAGCAAAGGAAUUUGUCACAAUGGAACAAGAAGACCGCAUGAACCCUACUUUAAAAAAAUUUGCCGAAUCAGUGCGUGCUGAAAGUACUCGAAAUGCAAUUCUUAAAGUCGAUGAUGGCCCACGGAUACGCCGAACUCAUAAGGGCGAGGAAUAUAUCACUGAUGAUCAAAAUACAAACAACAAUUUUUCUGAUAACCAGUUGCCAACAACCAGUGAGCUUAUAACUAGUUCCAAAGUUGAUUACACAGGAGGGUCUAAGGAUGCAGUUCUUGCUAGGAAAGAAUCUGAGUCUCUUGAUAAAAACAACCAAAACAAUGAGCCUGUCUCAGCUAAUAAGAAUGGGUUAUGGGGAAAUGGUGAAAGCAUUGCAAUAUCUACAAGCAAUAUGGAUAUUGCAUCAGCACCUGAUGAACUUUUAGAAAAUGAAACUAAUAUUGAUGUAGAUGAGGAGUAUCUUGCAUCUUCAACAUGCAAUUUUUGGUCUGGAUCAAUUUUCAUGGACAUCAUCACAGAGUUUCCAGUAAAGGCAAUUCAUCUAUGUGGGCCUCCUGGUUUUGAUCCUAAUAGAUCUUGGCCAACAAUAAUGAACAUGGAUCCUUUGUUAUUGGUCGAGGGUAGACUCCCUAGUGAUCGUGCCGCUUCAUAUUUACAAGAGGUAGGCAAAUCUAAAGAUAUCAUUUCGAUGAUCAUUCGUACCAAUGAAAAUGGAAUUUCUCCGAACCAACCUCAUGGUGAAAGACCAAUGUUUAAAGCUCUUUUUGACUAUUUUUUCACACGCAAGAAAUUUGGCGUUUUUAAAAAGGACAAACCUAUUGUCAAGGAUUCAUAUCUAAUUCCUAUUGAAGAUGGCCAAGAAAUCCCAGAUUACUUGUUUCUUUCCGAUGAAGCCCGAAACCUCCUUGAAAAUUUUCUUCAUAAAGACAAAAGAGUGAUUCUUGGCGUAUUUGUAUCUCGACCUCAAGUACAGAGUGCUCAAGUACAGAGCGCUCAAUCACAAUACUCUCCUAUUAGUUUAGAUAAAUCGGUUGGGUUUGGUAAAACUAACACUAAGAGUUUGGCUUUGACUGGAGCUCUGGCGGCAGCUCUUGCUGCAACUAGUAGUAGCACACCUGAGCCUACAUCAAAUGCUAAUACAACUACAACCACUCUUCAAGACUGGGGAUUUAGUAAUUCGGAUUUUGCAAUGAUUCAAAAACUAGCAGGGGAAACCAACCAAAUUAAACCAACGUUAAACAUACACAAGAUUGUGGUAGGUAUGCCUGUGUAUGACCGCGUGUUUUCCAACACUGAUGGUCUCGGGUUCACGUUCAACGGGGAGGGCGAGGACUCACGGGAAGCCGGAUCUUGGGAAUACAAAGUACUGUCAUUGGCUAGGGUCUCGGAGCACACAGAUAUACCGCGUGGCGGCCUAUUGCUACAAUGCGACGGCACGGACGCUUGUGACUUAAGAUCUUCUAAAACACAAGCACCAAAACUCAACAAUCUUAAUCCAGCAGCUUAUCAAGUUCGAUAUGAAAAAAAUCAAAAAAAGAAAACAAAUGACAGUAACGAACAGCUUUUCAAGAACAUUACAUUAUCGGGAGGUACACGCAUUGCAGCUGAUAGUAUUGACAUUUAUCCUCUAAUACCAAAAGCCAUGACUCGGCGAGAACAACUCACUUUUAAUCAAAAGAUAUACUACAAGAUCAGUGGUUUCUUAAUUAAACAACCAGAGAUCGAAGCUUUUAUGUACUGCAACUGGGGGAUGUCACUUUUUAUUACGGCGUAUUAUCUGAUUACUCUAGGAUUUAUAUUUUAUGAAGUGCAGAUAAGGUACCCUGUUAUUUUAGCAUUUCGACUAGGUCUUAUUUCAGCUGCCAAUCUGCCUUUGCUAUAUGUUUUUGGAACCAAACACUCUCCGAUUUCAUGGAUGAUUGGCUGGUCAUACGAACAGUUAAAUAUGUUUCACCAACAUAUUGGCAAUGUCUGCAUCAAAACUUUUAUUGCCCAUACCAUUAUAUUUUUAUAUUAUUUUCGGUUAGAAUAUCUUUUCACACAUCUCUGGUCAGCUACUGGUAUAGUUGCAGGAUUCUGCUUUUUUAUAAUACUUUUAAGCGCUCAUCCAGUUAUUAAAGAAAAACUUUACGAAUUUUUUUAUAUUGUUCAUCUUUUUGGUUUGAUUGUUUGCUUACCUGCCCUUUGGUAUCAUCAUCCUACUACUCGUCCUUUUGUUGCUUUAGCUAUUUUUUCAAUAAUUUAUGAUCGAGUAAUUCGCGUCAUAAAAGAUUACCGAUUGGUAUAUAGCACUGUGGAAGUUAAACCAGGUGACACAGUUGUUAUCAAAAUCCCUACUAGAAAGAACAAUAAUUUUGAUACUAAAAUUCCCUUUGGAUUUCUGGGUCGUUUGCUGUCAAGUAGACCGCUUAUUCCUUGGAAGCCAGGGCAACAUGUAUUUAUUACUGUUGUCGGGUGCAAAUUAUUUGAAUCACAUCCCUUUACAAUCGCAUCAAAUUAUGAAUCAAGUACUACGAUGGACCUUGUAAUUCGAGCACGUAAUGGGUUUACUCGUUGUCUAUUAGAGAAAACAAAAAACACUGGAAUUUGUGAACGAUGGGUUAUUAUUCAUGGUCCUUAUGGAACUCCGAUAGAAGAUCGACCGCUUUCGGUCGUUACCGUUGAGAAAGGUGCCGGUAUUAGCUCUGACAGUGAAUUACCCAACUACUACGACAAUGAAAAUUAUGACGUCGUUAAAAAUUCAGUUGUUGUCAACUAUCAAUCUAUCAACCACCUGUCAUCGUCAUCAUCAAGAGAAAGCAUAUCGUCACUCCUGCCGGCAGAAAUUGAGACAAAGUUUGAACCAUCACGUUCUAAGAUCAUUCUUGUAGCCGGAGGGUCGGGGGUUGCAUUUACUUAUCCGCUAUAUGAAGAAUAUCGGAUGGCACUUGAAUAUGCUGAAGCUAUUCGCUCUGGAAGAGAGAAUCAUGAAAUUAAUGACGAAGAAGCCGAUGCAUAUAGUCUGGGUUCAAUUGAAGGUUGCAAAAUCACUUCAAUUGAUGUUCCAGAAGUUUGGUUUUUCUGGAUUAUUCCUAACCGCGGAUAUCUUGAAUGGCUUCCAGAAUCAUUUUCUCGGCAACUGGAAUCACUAGAACAAAAUGAUACAUCAGUGCAUAUUCGUCUUUGGGUGACAUCUGAAAGAGGUGGACGCCCAGACAUUGAUAAGGAAAUUAGAACAAUGUUUUUUGACGGAGAAGAAGAACCCAUGGGUGUUAAAAGAAGAGAAAAGUGUUACGACUCAUGCUGGAUUGGUGUAUGUGGACCUUCUGAGCUUGUUAAACAAAUUAGAAAUGCAGGUGGCAAGUUGAGACAAGAAGGAUAUGACGAAGUGAAGGUAUACACCGAAGUAUUUGCAUGGUAG